Molecule: messenger RNA, 759 nt
Organism: Caenorhabditis bovis
Lineage: Eukaryota; Metazoa; Nematoda; Chromadorea; Rhabditida; Rhabditidae
Source: the annotation of a GenBank genome assembly
AUGCACUCUUACUUUAUCAUUUUACAAUUAAUACCGCUGGUGGUGUGCCAGAACCCAUAUGGUCCUUCACAGUUGGAUUUAUACUUCAAAUUACUGCGAUCCCGAAAUCUCGGCGGAUUUGGCCUGCUGGAAAACGCGGCAACUCAAUUGGAAACGGCUGAAAAACAACAGUUAUUAUCCGGUUUACCUCCACUUCCGAUGACGCAUGAAGAAGUGAUUCAUGUAUUAACCACCGAAGCGCCAACAACCACAGCCCCACCAACUGCCAAACCGACCACAGCUCCACCACCAGCAAAUCCAUUCGUUGUUAAUAAUCAGCCGGAGUUUCCUCCUAUUCCAGAAGAACGACUCGGUGGCACUUUUGAUGAUGACGGAAACUUUAUUCAAACGAACAAAGUCACUCCAAAAACUAGGAGAAACGUGGCAAGAGGUGCAAGAAACUAUCGCCUAAGCGAUUCGACUUCUAAGAACUUGGGAUAUUCCCAGCAGUACGAUCCGCAACAAUCUCGGUACAUUCGGCAGCAUAACCAACCUCAACCAACACGGCAGACUUAUCCUCCACUGAUUUUCAGGGCAAAAUCGCAACCAAAAGAUCGCGAUCCGUACCUAAACAAUCUGCUGUUGGAAAUUGAAGAAUACGAUGAUUUCUUGGACCAAGUGCAACAGUACAAAUCAAGAUAUCCUGGUGCCCAAGUGCCAAAUCCAUACCGAAGCCUCCCAGAAGGAAAAUUGCCUGCUUUAAGCACUUAUAAGUCAUAA